AGAAACCUCCACCACUACAGCGUGGGGUCCGUUAAGGAGGCGCAAGUGGAGGCCAGUCUUUAGGCCUUAAAAUUGUUUGCGCUUGUCAACUUUUUCUGUUUGUGACUAAAUAGUAAAUAACCGUCAUCAAUAUGUCAGCUUUGGGGACCCUUGCAUUUGACGAGUAUGGGCGAACCUUUAUCAUCAUUAAAGACCAGGAAAAGAAGUCUCGUUUGACGGGCCUGGAAGCGCUGAAGUCUCAUAUCAUGGCAGCUAAAGCAGUUGCAAACACACUGAAAACAUCUUUGGGACCAAACGGACUUGAUAAGAUGAUGGUUGACAAGGAUGGAGAAGUCACCAUUACCAAUGAUGGAGCUACUAUUUUAAACAUGAUGGAUGUGGAACAUCAGGUUGCCAAACUAAUGGUGGAAUUGUCAAAAUCUCAAGAUGAUGAAAUUGGUGAUGGGACCACUGGUGUCGUAGUUCUUGCAGGAGCGCUCUUGGAAGAAGCAGAACAGUUGCUAGAUCGUGGCAUUCAUCCCAUUAGGAUAGCUGAUGGCUAUGAUCAGGCAGCUCGCAUAGCUAUUGAAGAGCUUGAUAGAAUUAGUGACAGCUUUCCUGUGGAUUCCAAAAACACAGAUCCUCUCAUUCAGACAGCAAUGACUACGCUAGGCUCAAAAGUAAUUAAUCGUUGCCACAGGCAGAUGGCCGAAAUUGCAGUGAAUGCAAUCCUUACGGUUGCGGAUAUGGAACGCAAAGAUGUUGACUUUGAGCUCAUCAAAAUGGAGGGAAAAGUUGGUGGAAAACUGGAGGACACUCAGCUUAUCAAAGGAGUAAUUGUUGAUAAAGAAUUUAGUCAUCCACAGAUGCCCAAAGUUUUAAAAGAUACAAAAAUGGCAAUUCUUACUUGUCCAUUUGAACCACCAAAGCCCAAGACUAAGCAUAAGCUUGACGUGACAUCUGUUGCAGAUUACAAAGCCCUGCAGAAGUAUGAAAAGGAAAAAUUUGAAGAAAUGAUUAAUCAAAUCAAAGACAAUGGAGCAAACCUAGCAAUAUGUCAAUGGGGAUUUGAUGAUGAAGCCAACCAUCUGCUCCUGCAGAACCAGCUACCAGCUGUUCGAUGGGUGGGUGGGCCUGAAAUUGAGCUUAUAGCCAUUGCAACUGGUGGACGUAUUGUUCCUCGAUUCUGUGAACUUACUCCUGAGAAACUUGGCACAGCUGGGACAGUUAGAGAAAUCACAUUUGGGACAACAAAAGACAGGAUGCUUGUGAUUGAAGAAUGCAAGAAUUCAAGAGCUGUAACAAUCUUUAUAAGAGGGGGAAACAAGAUGAUUAUUGAGGAAGCCAAGCGAGCACUUCAUGAUGCACUUUGUGUCAUACGCAACUUGGUACGGGACAACCGUGUGGUGUAUGGAGGUGGGGCCUCUGAGAUUGCGUGUGCCUUAGCAGUUAAUCAGGCAGCAGAUAAGUGUCCCACUUUGGAGCAGUAUGCCAUGAGGGCAUUUGCUGAUUCCUUGGAAGUGAUUCCAAUGGCUUUGGCCGAGAACAGCGGGUUAAGUCCUAUCCAAACCAUGUCUGAGAUUAGGGCCAGACAAGUCAAAGAAGGAAAUCCAGCACUUGGAAUUGACUGUUUACAUCAGGGCACUCAUGAUAUGAAGCAGCAACAUGUAAUUGAAACCCUUAUUGGUAAAAAGCAGCAGAUUUCCUUGGCUACUCAGGUGGUGAAAAUGAUCCUGAAGAUUGAUGACAUCCGCAAACCAGGAGAGAUGGAGGAGUGAUUGAUAUGUUAAAACAACUGAAGGAUCUUUCACUUCGGGCAGGAGGGGAGCGUCUCGCCCACCAGGAGAUAUUUAUUGUUUGUUACUGCAUUUCUGUCACUGAGGCUGUGUUUGUACAGGCUGCAAAAAAUAAAAGUCUGCCAUAUUAUUGUA
This is a messenger RNA of Erpetoichthys calabaricus (reedfish), 1910 nucleotides long. It is a transcript of the gene cct5, whose product is annotated as chaperonin containing TCP1, subunit 5 (epsilon). Gene Ontology annotation, biological process: protein folding. The record is from RefSeq and is a predicted model, not a curated record. The transcript has 11 exons. Gene Ontology annotation, molecular function: ATP binding; ATP-dependent protein folding chaperone; ATP hydrolysis activity. The coding region runs from base 132 to 1757 and encodes 541 amino acids. Gene Ontology annotation, cellular component: chaperonin-containing T-complex. Lineage: Eukaryota; Metazoa; Chordata; Cladistia; Polypteriformes; Polypteridae.